AUGCCGGCAGACUACGAGACGUACGACCUGGGCGAUUUCGCCCUGCAGAGCGGCGCCACCAUCCCCAAGGCAUGGAUCGCAUACAAGACCUUCGGCUCGUCCAGCAAUCCGGCCGUGCUCUACCCGUCGUGGUACUCGGGUCUCAUCUCUGACAAUGAGUGGCUGAUCGGCACCGACAAGACCCUCAACCCGGAGAAAUACUUCAUCAUCAUCACCGCCCUCUUCGGCAAUGGCCAGUCCAUCAGCCCGUCCAACUCGGAUGUGGUGCCCUUCCCCGACGUCACCUUCUACGAUAACGUCAAGGCUCAAUACCGCCUGCUCACAGAGAAGCUGGGAAUCCAGCACCUGAGAGCCGUGCUCGGCUGGAGCAUGGGCGCUGCCCAGUCGUUCCAGUGGGCCACCCAGUAUCCAGACUUCGUGGACAUCUCGGUACCCUUCUGCGGCAGCGCCAAGACGUCCAUCCACAACCAAGUGUUUUUGGAAGGCGUCAAGUCGGCGCUGUUGGCAGGCAAGGGGCUCAGUUCUGCGGGGAGUACCUUUGGCCGGGUUGAGAAUGCCCAGGAUACCGUCGCGGUCAAGUCCAACCGCCAGUGGUCCGAUCAGGAGAAGGCUGCGGGUCUCAAGGCCUUUGGGAGAGGAUAUGCCGGCUGGGGUUUCUCGCAGGCCUUUUAUCGCGAAAAGCUUCACGAAUCUGCCUAUGGUGCCAAGGAUCUGGAGGCCUUCAUGGUCAACUUCUGGGAGGCGUGGGCCUUGUCAAAAGAUCCCGAGAACCUGUUAGUCAUGCUGUACACCUGGCAGGCGGGAGACGUCAGCCAGCAAGAACCUUACAAUGGAGACUUCGAGGCGGCCAUGAGGGCGAUUAAGGCGAAGACGUUGGUGCUGCCCAGCAAGACGGAUCUUUAUUUCCCGCCCGAAGAUUCCGAGUAUGAAGUCAAAAACAUGUCUCCUGGCGUGGGCCAGCUCGAUGUCUACCCUAGCAUAUGGGGACAUUGGGCUGGGGGGCCGCCGGGCAAUAUGGAGGAUGUCAGGUGGCUGGAUGAGCGCCUGGCUAAGCUCUUCGCGGAGGCGCCGAAGAACGGAUGA
Messenger RNA from Fonsecaea erecta, 1083 nucleotides. RefSeq lists its product as hypothetical. The record is from RefSeq and is a predicted model, not a curated record. Gene Ontology annotation, molecular function: acyltransferase activity, transferring groups other than amino-acyl groups. The transcript is spliced from 2 exons. Bases 1 to 1083 code for a protein of 360 amino acids. NCBI's taxonomy places the organism in Eukaryota, Fungi, Ascomycota, Eurotiomycetes, Chaetothyriales, Herpotrichiellaceae. Gene Ontology annotation, biological process: biosynthetic process.